UGAAAGAAGCUGGAAGAGACUUUACCUAUUUUAUUGUGGUGCUUGUUGGAAUUGGUGUUACAGGUGGUUUGUUCUAUGUGAUUUUUAAAGAGCUAUUCUCUCCUUCUAGUCCAAAUAAGAUCUAUGGAGAUACCUUGGAGAAAUGCAGAUCUCACCCUGAGAUAAUUGGUGUUUUUGGUGACUCUAUUAAAGGUUAUGGGGAGACAACAAGAAGAGGAAGACGACAGCUUGUCAGGCACAUUGAAUUCAUAAGGGAUGGAGUGAAACACAUGCGUUUGAAGUUCUAUAUUGAGGGCACUGAAUCAGGGAAACAGGGAACAGUCCAUGUGGAAGUCAAAGAGAAUCGUGAAGCAAGAAGAUUUGAGGUCUGCUACAUAUUUGUGGAUGUUGACACCUAUCCGAGAAGAACCAUUGUCAUAGAAGACAACAGAUAG
Messenger RNA from Acanthisitta chloris (rifleman), 434 nucleotides. RefSeq names its product translocase of inner mitochondrial membrane 21 homolog (yeast) (gene TIMM21). Gene Ontology annotation, cellular component: TIM23 mitochondrial import inner membrane translocase complex. The record is from RefSeq and is a predicted model, not a curated record. The annotation marks the transcript as partial. NCBI's taxonomy places the organism in Eukaryota, Metazoa, Chordata, Aves, Passeriformes, Acanthisittidae. The transcript has 5 exons. Gene Ontology annotation, biological process: protein import into mitochondrial matrix.